Messenger RNA from Pyrenophora tritici-repentis Pt-1C-BFP, 858 nucleotides. RefSeq names its product hydrolase (HAD superfamily). NCBI's taxonomy places the organism in Eukaryota, Fungi, Ascomycota, Dothideomycetes, Pleosporales, Pleosporaceae. The record is from RefSeq and is a predicted model, not a curated record.
AUGAAUUCUGCAUCAAAGCCACCCAAGGCCAUCCUUUUCGACAUUGGCGGGGUAGUCCUCAAAAGCCCCUUCCAAGCAAUCCUCGACUACGAGAUCGAAAACAAGAUACCCGUUGGCUACAUCAACUUCGCGAUCCAAAAAGGGCCCCACGACACAGGAGCAUGGCAGCUCAUCGAGCGCGGCGAAGUUGAACUGAACGACGACUGGUUCGCUUCGUUCAAACAACAACUAUCGCGACCGGAAGUAUGGUCCGAGUACUUUCAGCGCCUCGCACAACAAGAAAGCGCUGGAGGCGGGCAGGCGACUGCCGGUGGCAAGCCGACGGUCCCUGAAAUUGAUGCGAAGAAGCUGUUUUGGCGUAUGAUGAAGCUCAGCCGUGCACCGGAUCCAUACAUGUAUCCUGCGCUGCGAAAGCUAGGGCAAAGCGGCAGGUUUGUUCUUGGUGCUUUUAGCAACAACGUCACCUUCCCCGCCGGUAUCCUGGACGAUGAGGGAGAGCUGUACACCAAGGAUAUCAUUCAUCCCCCUGCGCCGAACCCGUAUGCGAAUGAUUCCGGGGACAUUACAAAGUGUUUCGACAUAUUCCUUGGCUCCGCGGCGGUCGGUGUGAGAAAACCAGAUCCAGAGGCGUAUAAGUUGGCGGUGAGGGAGAUGGAUAAGAUUGCGAGGGAGAGGGGCAUGGGAAUUGUGACGGCAGAAGAUACGCUGUUCUUGGAUGAUAUCGGUAUCAAUCUGAAGUUUGCUAAGAAGACGGGGUUGAGGACUAUCAAGGUGAAUCUGGGCAAGACAAAGGAUGCUGUCAAGGAGUUGGAGGCGGCGGUGGGGAUACCGUUAUUAGACGACAAGGCUAGGUUGUAA